Molecule: messenger RNA, 6700 nt
Organism: Ailuropoda melanoleuca (giant panda)
Lineage: Eukaryota; Metazoa; Chordata; Mammalia; Carnivora; Ursidae
Gene: GAD2
Product: glutamate decarboxylase 2
Exons: 16
Coding region: 3839-5596 (585 amino acids)
Biological process (GO): GABA shunt; GABA biosynthetic process
Cellular component (GO): cytoplasm
Molecular function (GO): pyridoxal phosphate binding; glutamate decarboxylase activity
Source: RefSeq, a predicted model, not a curated record
AUUCUGGAGUAUUUAAGAGAGAGGGGAGGGCGAUGCGUGGGCAGAAGUUUUCCUUCCUCGGUUGACUGCAUCUUAUUUGGGUUGAGCUCUUCUGUGGAACUGACACCGUCUGUGUCUACGCGGUCUGAAGAGCAUCAGGAAGGAUGGCGAGGUGAUUUCAUGGAUGACUGAAUUGGGAGAAGGGUUUUGGGAUGGGGAUUGUCCCUCCUGCUGGUGUAUGUUGCACCUGCGGCCCGGAGACUAUGGGGGAAAUUUUGGAGGACUGAGUGAAGACGGGUGAAUGUUGCACAGCUUGCCCACAGGAUGUAAGGUUCUCUCCAGCCCAAAAUGUGGACGCCAAAAGGUCCCGCAGAGAUGACUCAUACAACCUCUUCAUUUUACAAAUGAGACCAGCUCGAGGGGAAACCUCCUGCUGUGGCAGGGCUAAACUCAGAGUUGAAGUGCCUGCUGUAGGCCCUGCUCCUUCCCUGGGUUCUCGUUGCAGCCUCCGCUCGGGGUCAGCCUUGGGGACCACCGAGAACUCAGUUGUGAUGGUCUGCAGGCCUAGCACAGGCACCAGUGAAACCAGCACCUCGGGGCACUGUGCACUGUCAAGGAGGCGAGAGAUUCUGGAACCCGAGGUGAAUCGAGUCCCCACGCCCCCACCCAAGCAUCCGCCCACCACCGGGAGGUCCCCUGGGGAAAAAGCUGAUCUCCACUUCGCUGCCAGGCCUCUUCUUCAAACUCCUGAAGUGGCCCGUGUGCACCAGAGGCCUGGCAACCCCAGUCCUUCUGUUGCUGGAUUGGGGACAAUAGGCACCCUCCCUUAACUCUCCACCCCUUUUUAAGUGGGUUUAGAAAAGGGAAUCUCGAACACUCGGUGACAGGUUUCAGUGUUUUUGUUUCCCUUUUUUCUUUUGUAUUUGUUUGUUUCCUCUCCUUUUUCUUUCUUUCUUUCUUUCCAUCUCCCGUUUUCUGUCCUUCGGCAUUUAAGCACUGGGAAGACACAAGGGAAAACUUGUAGCAGAUGUUCUUCUUUGGGAGACCUGCAAUGCCAUCUCUGGAUAACCCAGGGACAAGAAAUAGGUCAACCCAGGAAACCUGCCCAGUAGAGCAGCCCCUGGAGCCUGGGUUUCUCUCCCCCUAUUGAGGAAGAGGCUUCGAAAGCUUUUCCCCAGAGCACUGGCCCUCCUCCCCUUCCCAUUCGGUGGCUGCCUCCUUUGUGAACUAAUGACUGUAAUUAUUACCUCCCUGAGCUCUUUUGUUAUCUCGGAAGCCAAGCCAGGGAGUGGGGGGAGUGGGCUCCUUUUUGAAAUCAAAGUCUUUAUAAAGCAAAUUGCUGUCUAGGGAGGACCCACGUUAAGGAAAGACAAAUCAGAUCCCCGAGUGCUGUGAAAUAGGGUGUGUUACAUUUAAAAAAUGUAAAUACCACCAUUAGAUUCAAAGUACUCCAGAGCUGUGGGAUUUAAUCGAGUUUCAACAGUGGGAUUUUACGCCGUGUUUUAAAAAAAAAUACGUUAAAUCCAGGUGUUGUGUUUCUACCUUCCCUGUGCUUUAAUCCGUUUCCACCUUCGGGGCUUCGUGAAUGAUUCAAAUGCUUGUUUUAAAGAAUCUUUAUGUCUUCAACCAUUUAUCCAUUGCCGAAAUGUUCUGCAACCCCAGCGUGCUGGGUUGAAGCAAAACAUUAGCAGGAUUUGUUGUGGAUUUAAACAAAGAACUGGUCUCUCGACUCGCAUCCGCACUGCUGGAGCUAGAGCUGCGGAGCUGCCCUGCCCGCGCGCAGACGACCGAACCACGAAGUUUUUACAACCUGGCGUCGUAACCUGGGUCCUCUGAAGCCGAGAGCUCCGGAGAAGGUGGCCACACUGAGGCCUGGGUCCAUGCCCACCAAGGGCCCGCAGCCUGAGGCAGGCUUCUCGACACAGCAGGCUUUGCGCCAAGUCUGCGGCAGGACCUUGGCUAGCGCCCUCCCCAGACGCCACUCCCGGGCAGGGAUUGAGAGCCUAGUGCUCCUUCCCGCUCGGGCACCCAGACAAAGCUUCAUGGAGAGACUUUACCAGGCCCCCGCGUGCCUGGGGAACACAGGACCUGGGCUUGAUGCGGUCACCCAGGCCCCACGACGCCCUUCCUAAGCGAGGAUCGAGGGGCGGUGGCCAAGACUGAGGAUCCGGGAGUCUCCGUUUUGCCAGAUUUGGUGACUUGAUUCGGGGGCGGGGGGGGCAGAGUAAUAAGGGCUUGUGAACAGAGUGGAAAUGAAAAACGCUCGCUCAAGGGAAUGCACGCGGCGGAAGGCAGGACGCAGCCUUUCCCCACCGGAGUCUUCCUCAGCCUCUGAGAGGCCAGGAGCCGCAAAGUGUACGUGACGCUGAUCUCUGCUACCAAAGGAAAGGAACGCGAAAUCAACGCGGCCCCAAAAUCUCAGGGCGUCUUCCCUUUGUUUAACGGUUUUUAACGUAAAGGAUUUUGUUAAGAUAGUAGAGAUUCUGACUUUCUCAGGAAAGAAGAAACCCCUUCUCAGCAGGCCUCAGAAAUAGUGAAUCUCGCCGCCCCCACCACCCUCCGCCCGCUAUCGUGAAGAUUCUCGGAGGGCUGGGAGUGGGGAGCAGAUCGUUGAUUUGAGGCCCUCUGACUUGAAGGCCCAGCAGGCGAUGCCUUCUUUCAGCCUUGAAUUUGGAAAGCUCGGAUUGCUUAGCCUCCCACGCACACAUCGAUUUCGGUCACACGAAAGCAGCAAACCCUUCGCCUCCGCGGGCCAAGGUCACUAAAUGACCCAAUCCCAUCCCACAUCAGCCGUCAAUCCUGCCUGCGGAUUCUAGUUGCGCUCCCUCGCCCCCCUCCAAGAAGUUUUUGUUCUUUUUUUUUCCCCCCCAGCCCGAGGUCCUCGGUGAUAGGCUCCUGCAUGGAUUUUAAUUGCCUCAAUCAGCAGUCUUUCUCCCAGCCGUCAGUCAGAUCCUGGACGGUGGGUUCAGCGACCGCGCUCCCCGAAGCACAGGAAUGACGCGCUCCCGAGCACCGCGCGGCUCAGUAGGAAGGCGUCAGGCUCUACUAAGGAGCUGAAAUGAGUGCUUCGGUGCGUAGGCGCCCUUCCCCCACCGUCCCUUCCCCGAGCUCACGAACCGCUCGUGAUUCCAGCCCAGCCGCCGGGGCUCUCGAGGUCACAGCGACCUCAGCACCGUCUCAGAGGAAGGCGGCGCGGAAAUCGCGCCUCCUUCCCGGCAGCAGGAGCCAGACCUCAAACAAUACGCCAAUCGAUGCCUAUAUGAGGCCACCGGCUCCGCCUCGCCGAGGUCUCUCUAGUCUACCCCUCGCUGAAGCCCGCGCGCAGUCAGCAGCGUUAGCACUCUGGACAGCGCACCCGGGCCCGCGGGGGCUGUUUGCAGGCUCGCAGCUAGCGGUCCCCAGAGGCUCCCCUGCACCCCUCCCCCGACACGCUCUGACUCCAGCUCGUGCGCGCUGUCUGCCUCGCAUCCUCCCUCUCCCAUUUUUUUCUCUCCGCCGCCCCCUCAUCCAUCCCGAUUGGACUCCUUCUCCUUCAAAAGCAGUUCGGGUACUCGGCGCUUUCUCAUAUCCCUGCUGCGCGGACACUUCAGUCUCCUUCCCUAUUUAACCUCAGCCCUUCCGAGAGUUGCCACGUCUCCAAGCCCUAACCCCAACACACACACACACGCACUCACACGCAGACACGCACGUUUCCUGUCCCUGUGUGACACCCACCCUCUGCCGCACGGCCGCGCGGGUCCUCGCUCGGUGCCCUCCUCCCGCCACACUCACACGCACGCAGGCGCGCGCAGGGCCGAGCCGAGGACAGCUCGCCGACAGUUCGCACUCGGAGGCGACCCGCUCCAGUCUCACAGCGCUGAUGGCAUCUCCAGGCUCCGGCUUUUGGUCCUUCGGGUCUGAAGAUGGCUCCGGGGAUCCCGAGAACCCCGGCACAGCGAGAGCCUGGUGUCAGGUGGCCCAGAAGUUCACGGGCGGCAUCGGAAACAAGCUGUGCGCCCUGCUCUACCGCGAUGCCGAGAAGCCGGCGGAGAGUGGCGGGAGCGAGCCCUCGCGGGCCACCUCCCGGAAGGGCGCCUGUGCCUGUAAUCAGAAGCCUUGCAGCUGCCCCAAAGCGGAUGUCAACUAUGCGUUUCUACACGCAACAGACUUGCUGCCAGCGUGUGACGGAGAAAGGCCCACUUUGGCAUUUCUGCAAGAUGUUAUGGACAUUUUGCUUCAAUAUGUGGUGAAAAGUUUCGAUAGAUCAACCAAAGUGAUUGAUUUCCAUUACCCUAAUGAGCUCCUUCAAGAGUAUAACUGGGAAUUGGCAGACCAGCCACAAAAUUUGGAGGAAAUUUUGAUGCAUUGCCAAACGACUCUAAAAUAUGCAAUUAAAACAGGGCAUCCCAGAUAUUUCAAUCAACUUUCCACUGGACUGGAUAUGGUUGGAUUGGCAGCAGACUGGCUGACUUCAACAGCAAACACAAACAUGUUCACCUAUGAAAUUGCUCCAGUAUUUGUGCUCUUGGAAUAUGUCACGCUAAAGAAAAUGAGAGAAAUCAUUGGCUGGCCAGGGGGCUCUGGCGAUGGGAUAUUUUCUCCUGGUGGCGCUAUAUCUAACAUGUAUGCCAUGCUGAUCGCACGCUUUAAGAUGUUCCCAGAAGUCAAGGAGAAAGGAAUGGCUGCUGUUCCCAGGCUCAUUGCCUUCACAUCGGAGCAUAGUCAUUUUUCUCUCAAGAAAGGAGCUGCAGCUUUGGGGAUUGGAACAGACAGCGUGAUUCUGAUUAAAUGCGAUGAGAGGGGGAAAAUGAUCCCAUCUGAUCUUGAAAGAAGGAUCCUUGAAGCCAAACAAAAAGGAUUUGUUCCUUUCCUUGUGAGUGCCACAGCUGGGACCACCGUGUAUGGAGCCUUUGACCCCCUCUUGGCGGUUGCUGACAUUUGCAAAAAGUACAAGAUCUGGAUGCACGUGGAUGCAGCUUGGGGUGGAGGACUACUGAUGUCCCGGAAGCACAAAUGGAAACUGAGCGGCGUGGAGAGGGCCAAUUCUGUGACAUGGAACCCACACAAGAUGAUGGGCGUCCCUUUGCAGUGCUCUGCGCUCCUGGUUAGAGAAGAGGGGUUGAUGCAGAGUUGUAACCAGAUGCAUGCCUCCUACCUCUUCCAGCAAGAUAAGCACUAUGACCUGUCCUACGACACUGGGGACAAGGCCUUACAGUGCGGACGCCACGUCGAUGUUUUCAAAUUAUGGCUAAUGUGGAGGGCGAAGGGCACUACUGGGUUUGAAGCACAUAUUGAUAAGUGCUUGGAGCUGGCAGAGUAUUUAUACAAUAUCAUAAAAAACCGAGAAGGAUACGAAAUGGUGUUUGACGGAAAGCCUCAGCACACAAAUGUCUGCUUCUGGUACGUGCCUCCAAGUUUGCGUGUCUUAGAAGACAAUGAAGAGAGAAUGAGCCGCCUCUCGAAAGUGGCCCCAGUGAUUAAAGCUAGAAUGAUGGAGUACGGGACCACAAUGGUCAGCUACCAGCCCUUGGGAGACAAGGUCAAUUUCUUCCGCAUGGUCAUCUCAAAUCCCGCAGCAACUCACCAAGACAUUGACUUCCUGAUCGAAGAAAUAGAACGCCUCGGACAAGAUUUAUAAUAUCAUAGCUCACUAAGCUGUUGCGAUUCUCUAAGUAGACAAUUAAGUUGUCACAAACUGUGUGAAUGUAUUUGUAGUUUGUUCCAAAGUAAAUCUAUUUCUAUAUUGUGGUGUCAGAGUACAGUUUAAAAAUCCAAGACAUUGCUCCUUUUACAAAUCCUUUCCUAAGUUUAGAAUACCUCUCUAAAAAUUAGUGACAAAAGGCUGUGUUCUAAUCAAUAAUGAAAAGCUUAAAAUUGUUAUAACUACUUCCCUUACUUUUAAUAGAGUAUGCAAAUCAAGCUUUAUUUUCACUUCAGAGUAGUAGGAUUGAUUAGUUCCAAAUUGCCCCUGAAUCCUAAAAGGUUCUUUGGGGUGCAGUCCAAAGGAGAAAGUGCAUAUAAAAUGUAUGUUGACAAUAAAAACUCUUGCCUUUUUCAUAGUAUUAGAAAAAAAAAAUUUCUAAUUUACCUAUAGCAACAUUUCAAAUGUAUUUAAAUACAUAUAAUUUUACAAAAGGAAAAUAUAUAUAUUAAAAAGAAAUCCUAUUUUGUAACAUAUAGAUUUUUAUUUUAUAUGGGUUAUACAAACUGCAGGGGCAGAUAUAAAAAAGAAGCCAGAUUUUUUUUUUCUCUUUCUUUUAAUGGAGGCACAAUAAACACUGAGCAAAGUUAUUCUGAAACAUAGGCCCACACAAUUCUUCAAAGGUAAAUUGCCUUCUUUCUAUUCAUGUGAUGGCUUAUCAUAUCUCUAAAGUUAGUAUUACAAAACAAAAACAAGAGAAUAUUGCAAGUUCUCUAAAAUAACUGACCAGAUCAACAAUAAGAUUCUCUUCCCAGUUGAAUUUUCCACCCAGUUGACCCUGAGCAGACCCACUCAGUAAUCAGGACAAACCAAGCUUCGUCUUAGACUAAAAUUAGGGUAAUUGUACUCUGCUUUCCAGUUCAGCUUGUUUUGAACAGAAGGUAGAUGCUUAUUCUUGAGGCAUCUUCCCAAACAGUAUUCUUUUAUUAGGUCAUUUGGAUUAAUUAGGGAAAAUAAAAAUAAAAUCUAAUCAGCCUGAGCAAAAAGGAAUGAAGCACACUCUGGAAGGUGGUGAGCCCAGAAAAUUAAACUCGGCCUUGA